GGGAAAGGAGGGGAAAGCUUCCGGCAUUUGGGCUCAAACCGAGUGUAGCGUAUACAAGACUCGGGAUUGGAGGGAACCCGAGAUGCGGGGCUUCGCGGCGGCUUCGGCUCCGCCUGCGAGGCGGCGGUGGAAGGGGCCGGCUGUGGCGGUGCUCGCUCUCGUCGUCGUCGUCUUCUCGCUCCUUGUCCCCCUCGCCUUCCUCCUCGGCAUCCAUAGCCACUUCCGCUCGGGUAAAUUGGCUGGCGAUCUCUUGCCCUCGGAAGUUAAGAAUAAUCACAUUACCAAUUUUAGUAGCCUUGGUGUCCAAUCCACAUCAAAGAGAAAUAGUACUACAUCCAACUUUCGACCAGUGAAUGUGACAUUUCACGAAGAAAAAGAUACUAGGAGCCACCACAAAUCAGAAGAUGUCACCUCUCAAAUGAAAGCUUAUUCUACAUCACAAUUAGCUCCAUCAGAACCACUUCCAACUUUGAGUGCUAGAAAUAAUGACAGUUCUACCGAGAACAAGUUUGGCAGUUUGCUGGGUUAUGAAAGUGGAAGACCUUGUCAACCUAAAUUUGGGAGUUACUGCCUCUGGUCCAUAGAAAAUAGAGAAGCAAUGAAGGAUUCUUAUGUGAAGAGACUCAAAGAUCAGCUUUUCAUUGCCAGAGCUUACUAUCCAAUCAUAGCUAAACUUCAUGGGCAAGAGAAAUUAACACGUGAAAUAAAGCAGAAUAUUCAGGAUCAUGAGCACAUGCUUAUGGUGGCUAUUUUAGAUACAGAUCUUCCACCGGCUGUUGGAAAGAAGAUAGAUAGAAUGGAUCAAACAAUUGCAAGAGCCAAGACAUGCACAACAGAUUGCAAUUAUCCUGAAAAAAAGCUCAGGCAAAUACUUGAUUCCACUGAGGAUGAAGCCAAUUUCCAUAUGAUGCAGAGUGCAUUCCUCUAUCAACUUGGUGUUCAUACCAUGCCCAAAAGUCUCCAUUGUUUAUCUAUGAGGUUAACAGUAGAAUAUUUUAAGUCAUCAUCGAGGGAUAUGGAGCACUUGCAACCAAGCAAAACUGGCAGCUCAAAAUUAUUUCACUACGUCAUUUUCUCGAGGAAUGUAUUGGCAGUUUCAGUAGCUAUAAAUUCAACAGUGGUGAAUUCUAAGGUCACUAGAAAUAUUAUUUUUCACAUUGUAACCGAUGCUCAAAACUACUAUGCUAUGAAAGUCUGGUUUGCCAGACACUCUUUUGAAGAGGCAACCAUUCAUGUCAUCAACCUCGAAGAGCCUAACCUGCAGAAUCUCAAGGAGGGUCUAGUGCAGUUAUCAUUGUCUGAAGAGUUCCGUGUCUCUAUCCACAAAAAAGACCAACCAGCUGCACACAUUAGAACCGAGUACAUAUCAGUAUUUGGUCACUCACACUUUCUUCUUUCAGAUAUAUUUAGGAGUCUGAAGAAGGUGGUGGUUUUGGACGAUGAUGUGGUUGUUCAACGUGACCUAUCACCACUAUGGAGCCUUAACAUGGAAGGGAAAGUGAAUGGUGCCAUGGAGUUUUGUGGCAUGAGACUGGGACAGCUGCAAGCAUAUCUGGGCAAAAAUAACCAUAAUGCAACUUCUUGUGUCUGGAUGUCUGGACUAAAUGUUAUUGAUUUAGAGAAGUGGAGGGAGCAUAAUGUCACAGGGAUGUACCUGCAGCUACUCCAGAAUUUGCAAACGAAUGGUGAAGUAUCUUGGAGAGCUGCAGCACUACCAGCGAGCUUACUUGCAUUCAGCAAUCUCAUAUACCCUCUAGAGAAGAAGUGGAUUCUAUCAGGCCUUGGCUAUGACUAUGGAAUCGGUGAGAAUGCUAUCCAGAAUGCUAUAUUACUGCAUUAUAAUGGCAAUAUGAAACCUUGGCUUGACCUAGGCAUACCAAAAUAUAAAUGGUACUUGAAGAAAUUUCUUGCACCUGGCGGUCGGUUCAUGGAUGAGUGCAAAGUAAUCUUAUAGCUCGCAUCAUUGGAGCUUAUGAAAUUUUUGGAUAUUCAGGAUUUAGGCAAGGGACUGAUAAUUUUAUAAUUUGUCAUCAAGAAGGUUUGGAUUAUGCAUUGACAUACUUGGAAAAUGAAGCUAGGUAAUAAAUCUUGCAGAAGCAGAAUAAAUGAAUGAUAAUAUAAAAGGGCCACGAGGGAGUCUCUUGGAAGUGCCGAAGAUACGACAUUGGUUCAUUGCAGUUGAGAGAUGUUUGAGGGUAUGGCAUUUGUAGUUGCCAAGUGGGAUGAGGAUUUCAAACGAUGAUUGCACAUUAGACAUCAUACCAAUGUUUUCCGCAGACGACGGAUGUUUGAAGUCGGUGCAAAUCUUGAUUUCACCUUUCUCCAUCUGGAAGUGGCUGACCGUAUUGACCAUAUUGCUCUGUGGAUUGUUCCUCUAAUCUUCUCCCACAUUUUAUUUUCUGGUAACUUUUGAUUCCCAAUGAGGGCCAUGUCCUAUUCAUUUCGAAGUCAGUUUCUCUGUUACAUGAUAUUUUUAUUUGCAUAUGGGAAGCGUUAAACACUUUGUGGUG
Messenger RNA from Musa acuminata subsp. malaccensis (wild Malaysian banana), 2510 nucleotides. Its product is annotated as probable galacturonosyltransferase 7. The record is from RefSeq and is a predicted model, not a curated record. NCBI's taxonomy places the organism in Eukaryota, Viridiplantae, Streptophyta, Magnoliopsida, Zingiberales, Musaceae. Gene Ontology annotation, molecular function: polygalacturonate 4-alpha-galacturonosyltransferase activity.